Molecule: messenger RNA, 3792 nt
Organism: Naegleria fowleri
Lineage: Eukaryota; Heterolobosea; Eutetramitea; Acrasida; Naegleriidae
Exons: 3
Coding region: 1-3792 (1263 amino acids)
Cellular component (GO): cytoplasm
Molecular function (GO): protein binding
Source: RefSeq, a predicted model, not a curated record
AUGGAUGAAGAUGCCUCAAGCAACUUUUUAUUGAAAGAUUUAUUAGAAACGUAUAAAAUUCAGAAUGAUGAAGAGAUUGAGUUUUCGGAGCAGUGGGUGAACAAUAAUAGUGACAACCUUUCAGUCAUUGACUCUAUGGAAGAUGACGACUAUCAGCGUUAUGUGGAAGAGUUUGACAACAUUGUACAAAAGAGACAAGACCCUUCAGUGAUUCCAGAAGGAGAUGCAUUUCUCACUGCCAUAGAAGACAAGGCAACAAUUGGUCUGGAUGACGAUUUUGAAGAAAUCCACAAGAUGUUGGACCAAGAUGAUUUUGUUGAAGAAUAUCUCUCAACUGUGAAUGAGCUUAAAAAUUCAAUUGUUACAGCUAUCAAAGAUAAAGUGCAACAUGUACCCAUGACACGUGUUGAAACGCCAAGAUUACUCAACAAAUCACUAUCUUUGGAAAAAAUAGAGACACCCCGAACAGUUGAAACCGCUCCAACAAGCAGUAGGGAUUCUAUAGAGACACUUCAUUUUAAAACAUACCAGAAACCAAACAAAUUGAACAGAGAACAGAGUGCUUCUCAGGAAUUCUUGCAAUCAGAAAUAUUAAAAAGAAAGUUUGAGGAAGAAAAUAGGAAGAGAAUAGAAGAGGAGCAAAGAAUUGAAAAAGAACUCCAAGAGCAAAAACGAAAAAUCUUGGAAGAGAAAAGAAAAAAAGAAGAAGAACGAAAACGAGAAGAAGAGCAACGAAAAAGGGAAUUAGAAGAGCAAGAGCGAAAACUGCUUGAACAUCAACAGGAAAUUCAGAAAAAGAUUGAGCUUGCAAAUCAAAAAAGACAGCAAGAGCUGCUUGAAGAAGCAGAAAAGCAAGCAAGACUGAAAGAACUUAUUAUUAAGAAAAAAGAAGAACAAAAAAUUAAGGAAGAACAAGAAAAAGAGCGUCAACGGCUCGAAAACAUUAAAAAAUCUGAAGAGAGAAAGAGAAAAAUUGAGCUUGACAAACAGAAAAAGGAGGAAGAAAGGAAACGAAGGAUGGAAGAAGAAAGAAAGAGAAAGGAAGAAGAGCAAAAGCGCCAAGAGGAGGAAAGAAAAAGAAAAGAAGAGGAAGCAUUGAAAUUACAGAGAGAACUGGAGUUACAACGACAACUUGAAGAAAAGAAAAAAGACCUUGUUAAAGCCAAAGAAAACAAACGACUCUAUAUUAUUAAGAUUAUUACUGAGGCAAUACAAACCUCCAAGAAAAAUAGUGGGUGGAUUGUCUUGGAGCGACUAAGUUUAUGGAAAAGACAUGUACAAAAAUUCUUCAACCCUCCUCCUGUUCCAUCUAUUUCAUCGACUCAAGAUUUAAAACCAGCUCAAAUAACCAAGUCAAAUAUUAUUUUGGAUGAAGAUGUCAUUGACAACUCUAUGCCUUUUGAGAAGGACAAUUCACAAGUCACACAUAUCAAUAUUCGAGGAGAAGAUAUUUCUUCAGCAAAAAUUAAUUUAUUUACGGCCUUUCCAAAAGUGAGAGCUCUCAUUUUGGAUACUAAUUUAUUUCAAAGCCUCUCAUCUUUAAGUGGCCUUUCAUCACUAGAAACACUUUCGGUGAAUGACAACAGACUGUCCACAAUAGAUAUUCCAAGAGAGAGCGUAUCAAAGUUGAAAGAAUUAUAUGCUCUCGGUAAUAAUAUUUCUUCAAUAACGCCUCUAAAAAACACAAAUCAGCUGAGAAGCAUUAAUUUAUGCAACAACAAAAUUCAAGAUUUAUCCGGUAUUCAGAACAAUAGGAAGUUGCAAUAUCUUCGAGCAGACAUUAAUAAGCUCAUUGAUUUAAAAAUUUUAGACGCAUUUAACAAUUUGAGCUAUCUUGAUGUUGGAUAUAAUGAACUUGAAAGUAUAGACCAAGCUCUCAUGUUUAACCUUCUUUUGGAGGACGUUAUUUUGUAUCAAAACAAAAUUUCUUCCAUACCAUCAUUCCAUCACGUUCUCCUAAAGAGCUUGUAUCUGAACUCAAAUCAGUUGACAUCCUUGCCCAAUUCAUUUUUGUUUUCUCCUUUGAUACAGUACCUUAAUUUGAGUGGAAACAAACUGGAGCACCUUUCUCCACUUUCAGGUUGUAUUAUGCUGCGAAACAUCAAUCUAUCAUUUAAUAAUUUGCAAUCAAUUGAUGAACUACUUCAUCUGAGAUUUUGUAGAAAUAUUGAAGAACUCAAAUUGAACGAUAACCCAAUAGCUCGAGGCGUUUUGUACAAGGAGCUUUCAAUUGCUUUGCUGCCAAAUUUGACAAGCCUAGAUGGAGAGGUAGUGAGCUCGUUGGCCCGACAGAAUGUAUUCUCUCAUUUUGUUUUUUACUCACCAAGAUUAACAGGCCAUGUUGUAUCGUUCAUUAAUCACUCUCUCAAAAGAGCAGUUCCAUCCAUUAAUAGUUCAAUAUUUAGAGAGAAUCAAUACAAAUUUAUGAGAGACGCGAUUACCUUAGAUAAAUCUCAGAGAAGCCUACAGUCUCUCAAAACAAACGAAUGGAACACAAAAACAACGUACUAUUACAUGUGUUCACGACACAUUAAUGAAAGGUCACAAUUCAGCAAUUACCAUCAAUGUAUUUCGUCAGAAAAAGUAACAGAGAAAAACUUUAAAGAUGCACAAAUGAGAUUUUCACGAAGACUCGACAAUAGAUUAUCUCAAUAUGAUGCAAGAUUAGACCAAAAGAAACAGCACUUUGAGGAACAUUUCAAUUUUAACCCAAAAAAACACCAAAAUGUUUUUGCCCUAAACACAGAAUAUGAAGAAAAGUUAAAGAGAUUAAAUGCUGCCAUUCUUAUCCAACGAUGGUUCAGAUCAUGGCAAGUAAGGAGAAAGAAGCGACUAAGAGAAUGUGAACAAAAGGCAGCCAUCGAAAUUCAACGAAACUGGAGAGGUUACAUCACAAGAAAAAAGAAUCUCGAUUGGAUACUACGUGCACUACACAAGAGACACAUGGCUGCUACAAAAAUUCAGUCUGUCUGGAAAGGAUACAGGGUAAGGUCAAUUCUGAAGAAAGCAAGACAAUUUGAGGCAGAUGAAAUAUUUGAAUUGGAAUCUGCUGUGGAUGACAUUGAAUAUCCUGCGAGUAUCAUGAAUGAUUGUCUUCCCAUUAAUAUACCCGAGAAUAGAGCGAAAAAGAAAAUCGAUGUCUAUUACUACAAUGUACAUACAAAAACAAGUCAUGGAGGUGACGAAUCUAUUAAGGAACUGUAUAGAAGCGCUAAUUUGAACAAGUCACAAGUGUUAUCGCAAGAAAGCACUAACUCAACUCUUAAUAAUGUAAAUAGACCAGAAAAACGAUUGACGAGAAGUGGAUGGAUGGCUGAAGAAGAUGAAGCCAAUGAUUCACACGAGUCUUCUCAUCUUGACGAAACAAACACCUCAAUUCAGAGCACUUCCAGUUCUCAAAAAUCAUCAUCUUCGGCUCAAAUUGCAAACUCCAAUCUUGAAGCCAUCAAAAACACUUGGCAUUUCAAGAAUAUUGAAACAGCAAAGGAUUUAUUUGCUAAAAACAGCCGAGUCCAAAAAAUCAAAAAACAAAAACAAUUAAGAGAAGAAAUGAAAGACCCAAUGAAGCGAUUGGAGAUGUUCAAAAAGAAAUCGAAUGCUACCACAGCAAGCGUUCUUCCAAACAAAACCAAAAAUUCAACCAACAAACAAAAUCUUGUCACUCACACCACCCAAAUAUGUGACACAGACAUGGACUUGAGGUCACUUUCGUCAUCCGAUACAGAUUCAAGGCAUUCCUCCUCUGAGAAUUUACGUCUUCCCAAAAUCAAUAACAAACCAAGAGGAAGGUAA